ACUGAAGGGGGCUUCCAGAUCACACCUCUGUUUGAGAUACAUAAUCGCAAUAACUUCGGAGUAAUUCUAGCACCAUUUGUGCACGGGGCACCUAUAUUUAUUACUGCAAUAGCCGAGAACCACGCUGGCCUCACGUCUGUUUUCCAUUCGAGCCAAGCACUUACAAUAGAUCACACUGCACCUAUCGUCAGCGAUAUUAGUGUUGAUGUUUCUAUUAUAACGUAUAAUUCUACACAAUUGCGAACAACAUGGACAGCACGAGAUGGUGAAUCUGGUGUUCAAUACUGCAGUUGUUCCAUUGGAUCUACACCUCUGUCAGCUGAUAUACAGGAGGAAAGGGAUUCGGAUACGUUGCAGUUUUGUCAGUCAUACAUACGUGACCUUUCUCAUGGCGACAGAGUAUUUCUUACGGUCAAAUGUGUGAACAAGGUCGAAAUCGCCACGACGUUAGUAUCUAGACCAGUGAUCAUCUACCUUGAACCGCCCAGCAACUCACAAGCAUUUGUUCGGUUUUUGCCCAGUGGUCAGGAAUCGUUUUCUAUGAGUGGCCCAUUAUCUGGUCAGUUUUCUGCGCAGUCCAAUUCUAGCCUAUUGCAGAUGGAAUUGAACAACUUCGAAGAUCCUUCAGAGAUCACAUCAUUCAGUUAUCGUAUCCAAAGCAAUGGUGACAUUGUUGUGGACUGGACUGAUGCAGACCGAAAGGACACAUUCUCCAAUGAGCAUCUGAAGUUGAAAUCAGGCCAGAUAUACACGACCGAAGUUCAUGCAGUAAAUGGUGGAGGAUUCACCAGUUUCAGUGUCAACUCCUCGCUGAUUGUAGCUUCAGAUCCACCAGCGCUUACAGGAUCCCCUAUGUCUGCUGUUUUCGCAAACGGCAAACUUACUCUCAAUUGGAAAAGUGUCUUCAAUACAAUCAUGGGAGUACCGAUUCACUACAGUCUGGUUGUUGGAUCACGCGACGGAUUUUCUGAUAUCGCUGACGUAAGCUACACACGUGACCACGUGUAUGACGUCAUCGUUCCAUCAUCGACGCUCGAUUCUCCAAAUCUGAACGAGCUGUACAUAAAAGUGACCUGUACAUACAGCACGGGGUUGUUUACAACAUACAGUACAUCGUACAAACUGUGAAGUUAAUAUGUUUGGUAGAAAUAUGCGAUUACUUUAACAUCUUAUGUCGCUGUCCUUCUCUGUUUUUAUUUUCAUUACCAGCGUGAAGAGUCUCGAACAAAUCGUAAGAUUUAUUACUUUACCUUAGAUAAUAAUAAAAAUGAUAUGUAAAACAUUCUUCGUCACAUAAAACGCUUAUCAUUUCAAUAUUUGUGCACAUGUAUAUAUCCCCGUUUUGGUAGUUAUCGUUUCGUAAUAAGUAAUCGGAUUUAAAUAUUUGUUAUAGAGUGAUAGUAUUUUUUUAUUGUAUACAGUGUGCUUCUUUUCUUAUUGUCAAAAGAAAAACAUACAGUUGUAGGUGUCAUGUAGUUCAGUGUUUUUCAGAUUAAUUGUAAUACGCAUAACUAUUCUAUGUUUAUAUUCAUUCUAAUACGUUGUUGUUAUUGUCUUUUUUGUUAUAAUUGCUUCUCUCUUAUUAUUCUUACAUGUGUAUUAAGAUUUGGUUUAAACGUUUAUAAAUUGUAACUUGUACAUUAAUGAAAGGGACAUGUUUAUAUAUUAAUGAAUUCAAAAUCUUGAAAAUAUACCAGUUGGACAAGGCAGCAAAAUACCUACAUAUACAAAAAUGUAUCGUUUGUUGUCUGAAAGGUUUGAAGCUAUUAAAUUGGUGUUGUUUGUUGUUAAAAUUGUUGACAACAGGUUAUUCAAUUGCAUACAAUAAAAUCCGGAGAUAAAAAACCCAAUCGGGAUGAGCUUAUGAUUAACUAAUAAAAGUAAUCAAACUAGUAUUAUUUUACCUUCAUGAAUUCAAAUGUAUUAUAUUUUAAAACUGGAAAAUAUAUUUUCAAAUAACAUGACAUAUAUUUUUAAAAGA
Molecule: messenger RNA, 1981 nt
Organism: Dreissena polymorpha
Lineage: Eukaryota; Metazoa; Mollusca; Bivalvia; Myida; Dreissenidae
Exons: 3
Coding region: 541-1128 (195 amino acids)
Molecular function (GO): protein binding
Source: RefSeq, a predicted model, not a curated record